Molecule: messenger RNA, 663 nt
Organism: Columba livia (rock pigeon)
Lineage: Eukaryota; Metazoa; Chordata; Aves; Columbiformes; Columbidae
Product: cilia- and flagella-associated protein 52-like
Exons: 4
Coding region: 112-648 (178 amino acids)
Molecular function (GO): protein binding
Source: RefSeq, a predicted model, not a curated record
CGCCUGGCGCCGGGGGGCGCCCGCCGCCCAACAGCGCCCCCUGGCGGCCGGGGCGCGCAGGGCCGGGGCGCAGGCGCCGUUGCGCUGGAGGCGCGUCCGGGCCCGGUGGCGAUGGCGGCGGCCAAGGGGGACGGGGCGGUGGGGGAGCUGGAGCUGCAGGCGGCCAUCGGCUUCAACGGACAUGUUCCCUGUGGCCUCAUCUGCCACCCCGACAGGGAGCACAUCCUGUACCCCCUGGGCUGUACGGUGGUGAUUCAGCACCUGGACACUAAGAAACAGAGUUUCUUGCAUGGCCACACCGAUAACGUGUCCUGCGUUGCCGUGUCCAGGGAUGGGAUGUACGUCGCUUCAGGACAAGUCACCUGCAUUGGAUUCAAGGCAGACGUCAUCCUCUGGGAUUUCCCAAAGCAGGAGUUACUUGCUCGGCUCUCGCUGCACGAGGGCAAAGUCGAGGGACUCUCGUUCUCGCCCAGAGGCAUUUAUCUUGUGUCCCUGGGAGGCCAGGACGACGGCAGGGUGAUGGUGUGGGACGUCAGUAAGAGAGAGGCUGUGUGCGGGAGCCCGGCCUCGCCGCGCAGCGCCGGCAAUGCCAACGUCGUCAUGUGCUCCAGCUGCAGGGACGAGAUGUUUGUCACUGCUGGAAAGUAAGGGUUUGUUGAGAGG